UGAAUUGGUAUAUCAUUAAAACUACAACAUCCACAAUCCUGUGCGCAUACGUCAUAAACACGCGCCGUGCCGUUUGUUUCGAAGUGCAAAAUUUAAAAGGUUUCAUUAUGGCUCUGGCAGGAGUGCGUGUAAUAGAGCUUGCAGGAUUGGCCCCUGCGCCCUUCUGUGGGAUGAUACUAGCGGACUUCGGUGCAAGAGUGAUCCGGGUAGAUCGGACAAAGGUGGAAAUGACUGUAGAUACUCAAGCCAGAGGCAAACAAUCAGUGGCCUUGAAUUUGAAGAAUCCCAAAGGUGUUGCUGUUUUGAAAAGACUGUGUGUUCAGUCAGAUGUGGUUCUGGAGCCCUAUCGUAAAGGUGUUAUGGAAAAGAUGGGAUUAGGUCCUGAAGAUUUACUAAAAGAGAACCCACGCCUGAUUUACGCACGACUCACCGGCUACGGUCAGAGCGGGUCCUACGCCAAGGCUGCUGGGCAUGAUAUCAACUACCUGGCCAUGUCAGGGUUGCUGUCCAUGCUUGGCCGACGCUCAGAGAAGCCCUAUGCUCCAUUGAAUUUGGUGGCAGACUUUGCUGGAGGAGGUCUCAUGUGUGCUUUUGGGAUUGUGUUGGCUCUCCUGGAAAGAAGCAGGUCAGGACAAGGCCAGAUCAUUGAUGCCAGCAUGGUUGAAGGUGCAGCAUAUGUCGGCUCCUUCAUGUGGAAAUCCCGUAACCUUGGCCUGUGGAAUCGUCCACGUGGAGAAAACUUGCUGGAUAGUGGCGCUCCGUUCUAUGACACGUACCGUACAUCUGAUGGAAAGUACAUGGCAGUGGGGGCAAUUGAGCCUCAGUUCUAUCAACAGCUUAUUCAAGGUUUGGGCUUGGAUGAUGCUGACCUGCCUGCACAAAUGAGUGUAUCGGAUUGGCCACAGCUCAGGCAAACAUUCACCCUGGUGUUUGCCAGCAAGACGCAGGAGGAGUGGAGUCAGAUCUUCGAUGGGACAGAUGCCUGUGUCACCCCUGUGCUGUCACUGGAUGAGGUACUCUCUCACCCCCACAACCGGGCGCGGGGGUCAUUCUUUAAGGACUCUCAGGGGGAAAUAAGCCCUCGUCCUGCACCCGUCCUGUCCCGAUCCCCUGCGGAGCCCUGUCACUCCCGGGACCCCUUCAUCGGAGAGCACACUCGCUCCGUGCUGGAGGAGUACGGGUUUGAGCAAGCACAUAUAGACCAGCUCCUAUCUGCCGGUAUUGUGGAGUGUAACAAAGCUAAAGCUCGUCUAUAAAUCAAAGACUCUGAUUGAAGAAUCAUUAAACUUCGUGGCCAGUGAUGCAGGACUGGAAUCUGAGAACUCGAACUCCUGUGUCUCAUUGAGUGUGAGGAGGCAUUUCAGAACAAAAUGACUCUCUCUUGGGAAUCACCGGGUGCUGCAGUGGAAGUGGAUGAAAUUAUCUUAGGCUUAUAUAACAAAAUGUCCAAAAAAUUCAACUCUCAUUUGUAAUUGCUGCACAGAAGGCAAAGUGGGAUUUAAUUAAAGCCUAUAUUGCAAAUAUUCUGUAUCUUAACGUCCUUAACAUCAUCAGUUUAAAAAAAAGGAUAUUUAACUCAACUUUUUUUUAAUACUGUUAUAAAUUAAUAAUAGUAUUGUUGAGGGAAUUUUAUUUGUAGUUGAUUAAAGUGUACCACAUCUGGUUGUGAAUAGUAAUUGCCUUGAGAGGAAUGGAUGAAUGUGAGUCAUAGACUGAUUAACUAAGUGAAAUAUUUGCCUUUGCCUAAUUAUUGGGGAGCGCUGAUGAGCUAAGAUAAUGGUAUUAGGAUAAAACCAGUCAAUGAUUUAUUUUAAGAUGAAGUUUUCUGUCAUGGUAUCACUAGUAUAAUGUAACACUUGAUGAACUUGGUAGUAGUCUUUAUUUUGAUACAGAAGGGAGGGAGGAUCAAAAAGCUCUUGGAAUUCAUCAAAAUAUGUAUAUAUAAAGUAAUUAAUGACAGAAUUUACAUUUUACAUUACUUUUUACAUUACUAUGCCUUUAAGUCCAAUUCAUAUUAUACCAAAAGAUGCAGACCAACAGCAACAGACAAAUUUGUUGGGUUUUGUUGGAUCAGUGUGCUACCCCUGUCUACAUCUCUUUGGACUAGAUUGGACCGAAAAUAUUAUAUUUGUGUAUUUCAGGUCUUGGAAUGUCUGAGAAGUUGUAAUGUAAUCUGGUGACCGUCAGCAUUGGCUCUGCUUCUGUUGGUUCUGUGUAAAUUGCGUGUUAUAUGCUCCUCAGAUCUAUAUUAAAAACAUUAGUGUAAUUUAAAUGAACUGUAAUCUCCCAACAUUAUAUUAUAUUUUAUAAUGAAGUGCUAGAUCAUGUGA
Puntigrus tetrazona (Sumatra barb) is the source of this 2330-nucleotide messenger RNA. RefSeq names its product alpha-methylacyl-CoA racemase (gene amacr). Gene Ontology annotation, biological process: bile acid metabolic process. The record is from RefSeq and is a predicted model, not a curated record. Gene Ontology annotation, molecular function: alpha-methylacyl-CoA racemase activity. Bases 108 to 1256 code for a protein of 382 amino acids. Gene Ontology annotation, cellular component: mitochondrion. Lineage: Eukaryota; Metazoa; Chordata; Actinopteri; Cypriniformes; Cyprinidae. The transcript is spliced from 6 exons.